Oldenlandia corymbosa var. corymbosa is the source of this 3486-nucleotide messenger RNA. NCBI's taxonomy places the organism in Eukaryota, Viridiplantae, Streptophyta, Magnoliopsida, Gentianales, Rubiaceae. The record is from the annotation of a GenBank genome assembly.
CUCUCCCCGUGGAGGCGAAAUCUUACAAUAUUUAAUCAAGACAUGGUUUGAAAGACUUCCUAUUGUACUCAAGGAAAGAGAAAAAAAAAGAACAAGAAAAAAAAAAAAAAAGAGGGCCGCCGGCAAAAGAAAAGAAGAUGUCAGUCCCCGAUGCAGCGGUGAAUUCCCUCUUGCAAAACCUUAGCCAAGUUUGUACGAUUCACCGGGAUUUUUUGGAGAGCAACAAUAAGGAUAUUAUUUCAUCUCUGGUUAGAGAGCUUCGGACUCUGAAAGGCGUCUUGGGAGAUUUCGUAAAAUAUGGUGACGGUCCUGACGGCAAUGAACAAUUCAAGGAAUUGAUGAAGGAGACUCGAUCAAUAGUUAAUGAAGUUGAAGAUGAAGUGGACAGAUUCAUAGCUAUGUCAACGGAACAAAAAUCAAGAACAAUCUCCAAAGUCCUCCACAGCAUCAGUGGUUAUACGGUAGCGAAUCGGAAAGCCGCGAAAACGAUCCAAGAUCUUGGUGAUAAACUUAGAAACUUUAUUGAGGUAUCACUCAAGAAUGCUUACAGUUUGGUGCAACAUCAGGCGGUGGUCCAUGAGCUUGGCCGUCAAAGGACUAAUAAGGUUUUCAAAGUCGAGGAAGAUCACGUCAUUGGUUUUGAUGAAGCGGGUGAAGAGGUGAGGCAACUUCUAACCGAAGGUUCAGAACAACUUGAAGUGAUCUCCAUAGUUGGAAUGGUGGGACUUGGAAAGACUACACUAGCUAGAAUGGCGUACAAAGAUCCAGUUGUGGAUUAUCAGUUUAUGAUCAGGGCCUUCAUCCGUAUAUCGAAAGAAUUUGAUAGGAGGGAAGUUUACCUUGAGAUUUUAAAGUCUAUUAUGAAAAUCAGUGAUGAAGUAACUACUAUGUCGGGAGAUCAUUUGGAAGAACUUCUUUGCCAGAGAUUAGAAGGGAGACAAUAUCUGAUUGUACUGGAUGAUGUUUGGGAGAAAAGAGAUUGGGAUAUGCUCAAAUCCGCCUUUCCAAAGAACAAUAGACGUUGCAGAGUUCUAAUAACAACUCGAAACACAGAAGUGGCGAAUUACGCGAAUGCAAGGAUUUAUAAAUUGGGAUUUCUUAAACUAGAUCAUAGUCGAGAGUUACUUCGUUGGAGAGUUUUUCAUCAAGACAGUCUUCCUCAAGAGUUAGAGAUGUACGAGAUGGAAAUCGUCAUGAAAUGUGACGGGUUACCAUUGUCACUAGUGGUUGUUGCUGGCAUACUUCUGAACCAUCGAGAUAGGUCGGAUUGGUGGAAACAUGUUGCAAAUAGUGUGUCCGAGCUCAUUGCAAAGGAUCACACGCAAAGUACCCAGUUAAUAGAACUAACCUACAAGCACUUACCUAACCACUUGAAACCUUGUUUUCUCUAUCUUGGUCUCUUCAUGGAAGACUUUGAAAUUCCUGUGUGGAAACUAGUGCGAUUAUGGAUUGCUGAAGGACUCAUAUCAGAAGAGGACGGAGGUACUCUUAGCUUAGAGACUCUGGCUAAAUCCUACUUGGAAGAGCUGAUUAGCAGAAAUCUAGUGAUGGUCGGACGAAGGAGGUCAAAUGAAGAAAUCAAAACUUGUCGCAUUCAAAACACAGUAAAGGAAUUCUGCAAGAAAACAGCCAUGGAAGAAAACAUUUUCCAGGAAAUCAAGAAUCCAUCAAUGUUUUCUGACCAGUUUCGUCGAAUUUGCAUCACCGACGUCGGCGUUUUGAAGCAGCUCUCUUCAAAUCCUUCUGGAAGCCGCGCCCGCUCAAUCUUAUUUUGCAGUCACGAUGAGAGUCCUGCUGAAGAAAAAAUUGGUUCUGCUAUCCCUAAAAGCUUCCAGCUUCUGAAGGUAUUAGAGUGCGACUCUCUCGUCUUUACUCGUUUUCCACUUGCCCUAACUCGUCUUGUUCUUUUAAAAUACAUAUCGAUAUCAUCCCGUUCUUCAGUUAUCCCUGCUUCAUUGUCAGCCUUGCGUUACAUGCAAACUCUUAUAGUAAAAACAAUCUCUCCUACCCUCGAAAUCAAAGUAGAUGUAUGGGAAUUGCCAGAAUUUAGGCAUUUGCAUACCAACGCAUCCACCAUGUUACCAUAUCCUAGUAAAGAGAAACAGAAUGAGACUGACAAGAACAUCCAAACUCUGUCUACCAUCUCCACUGAACUUUGCAGAAAAGAAGUUUUUGAUCGGACUCCCAACCUGAAGAAAUUAAGUAUUGGUGGGACAUUAGCAGAAUUGUUUGUGGUCCAAGGCGAGUCGAGUUUCUUCGACUCUCUUUCCCGUUUGGAGAGGUUGGAAAAUCUGAAGUUACUGAAUGACAAAGUGUCCCGGAGGUUGUCCAGCCUUCCUUCUCCAAUAACCUUCCCACCAUGGUUAAGAGAGCUCACUCUGUCAAACACCAACUUGGAAUGGAAAGAAAUGACUGUCUUAGGCAAGCUGGAGAAACUUGAAGUUCUCAAGUUAAAGGAGUUUGCAUUCCGUGGAAAUUUUUGGGAGACCGAAAAGGGGGGUUUCCGCUGUCUUAAUUUCUUGCGAAUUGGACAGACAGACUUACUGAUAUGGAAGGUAUCAUCGGAUGAUUUCCCGCGAAUCAGGACGAUUGAACUCGUGGGCUGCGACAAGCUUCAGGGUCUUCCACCCAGCCUGGCAGAUAUUCCCACCUUCCAAUCGCUAAGACUGAAUUGUACAAAUCCUCAGGUGGCUUCUUCUGCUAGGAGACUUCAUGUGUUGAAGCUAAAAGAAGGAGCUAGGAAACAAGGAGGCAGCAACUUUAAGCUCUCCAUUUACCCUCCAGACUAUUAAGCGUCACAAAAAUCCAUGAUUUGGCACUUCUUUGCCAGGUGAGUUAUUUUUUUUAUUCCAAUUAUCCAUUUUCUCUACUGUUUCGAUUAGCGCCUUACCUGAGCUCUAACAGUUUGGUUUCGGCUUCAAACUUCUAUUUUCUUUCCGGUUUUGGCCAUAUUCAGAUUGUUCUUUGUGUCUGAAAUAAAGAAGUCCGGUAAUGUACGCAUUUGGCUGGAUGAGACGCACUAGGAAUGCGGACUGUUCUUCGACUUGUUUUGCUGAAAUCAUUCAAUAUGUUGGCUUGGUCAGUUCAAGAUGAAACCACCAUUUCAUCUCGGAACCAAAGUGGUGUGUUUUUUCCUUCCUUCUUUGGUAUUUUCACAAAAGAAGAUUCAACCAUUUUGAGAGGAAUAAUUUCAACUUUAUCCAUUUAUUAUCUAUCCGCAUCUCUGUAUAACAUACAGAAUGCCUGAAUGCUGGAUAAGACAGAGAGGAUUGCUCUGGCUUGUUCAUUUAUUUAUCCUUCUCAAACUUUAGACAAAUCGAAUCAUUCUGUUUUUUUCUGUGGAUGAUGUUUCUCGAUUAUUGUUGUUGUUCAUUGAUUAUAUUAUGUCUGUCUUUUAAAGCUACAGAAAGCUUGAAAUGGAAGAGGAACUAUUGAAGAGAUUUUCUUCAAAUUUUUUAUAUAAGCAAAGGAAAAAAUUGUCAACCU